This is a messenger RNA of Mesorhabditis spiculigera, 1176 nucleotides long. NCBI's taxonomy places the organism in Eukaryota, Metazoa, Nematoda, Chromadorea, Rhabditida, Rhabditidae. The record is from the annotation of a GenBank genome assembly.
AUGACCCAGAAACAAAAUUACACCGCACCAGCACCGGAAAAUCGAGCUGGCCGAAGUUACAACCUGGAUGAAAAAUUUCCAGCCCUGGUCAUUCACGGCCUAUGGUUAGCAAGACAGAAUGAUACAGGCGUGGUCUGUCAAGACCCGUUCCCUUUCACAAUUAAUCGCGACAAGGUCGAUGGGUUCCAAAGCGGAUGCACUAGACUCUACACAUUUGGCAACAAGACCCGGAAAAACCUGACGUGUUGCCACUGGACCAUGAUUAAUGUCACCGAGUUGGCAUUUGAGUAUAUUGCUGGCAGCAAUCAGAAUUAUGCGGUCUCUAUCGCUAUUAUUGAUUAUCUGAGACCUGAAGAUAGUCACCGCGACUUCACGCUGUUCCCUUUCACGAGAGAUGACCAUACUAUUAAAAACGAUCAGGGCCCCGACUUUGGAGAGUCCAUCUUCAUAUUUAUGCCGCCCUAUAGAACAAUUGAUGCGCCCAUUUCCCCGAAAAGCACUUUCACUCCCUAUGUCAAAUGUAAUGCCGACAUACAACCGCAGUACGAAAUUUACAUGGGUCCAGCGCCCGCCCAGGCCACGGUUGCGACGGAUGAAACCACACUUUACUAUCGCUCGGAAGAUGGAACUGAAGCAUUGAUUGUGGCACCCUCACCAUUAGUUACAAUGAUCGCACCAAAGGGCUGUCGCGUCUAUAUCCCCACUUUCCUCGUUGGAGUACGCAACUACUCUAUCACCUAUACCCUCGGUAAAAUCUCCAUGCCGGCGUUACAAAGCCCCGGCUUCUUGUGGUCCAUGGAUCCCGCGGAAGAAGCUGAAGAUAGGGGAUAUCCAAUCAUCGGCACAGUCAGCCCGGCGCAAACUAUCACGUUUUCUUUCCGGCGCAUCGAAUCGUGCAACAUCUCGAUAAUUUUCGCGGACUCUAACCAUGUGUAUACCUCUGCGGACAUUGGAACACGCCUCUACAUGACGGGGACACACAUCUUCUAUGCCGAGUACCCCGACUUCCACAAUAAUAUCUAUAGCAUCGGCUGUUACCACGAUACUAUCGUCAACUUUAUCAAGCAGUUCUUCUCCAGCGCCUUCGACACCUAUGCCUACUUCUACGACGGUGACGACGGGUACCACCAAUCCAGUUACGGUGUCGUCAUUUCAAACGACCAACCCUGCAAGCAG